Molecule: messenger RNA, 3144 nt
Organism: Peromyscus leucopus (white-footed mouse)
Lineage: Eukaryota; Metazoa; Chordata; Mammalia; Rodentia; Cricetidae
Gene: Fkrp
Product: fukutin related protein
Exons: 3
Coding region: 469-1953 (494 amino acids)
Biological process (GO): protein O-linked glycosylation via mannose
Cellular component (GO): Golgi apparatus
Source: RefSeq, a predicted model, not a curated record
GUGCGGAUCGGGGAGGGGGAGGCGAAGGGCUGCCUCCACUUACGCUAGGGACCUAGGGCCCCUCGCCAUUGUCCCCCUUGCAGGAGUGAGACGGAACGGGACUUCUUUCUGCCUUCUCCCCAGUGUCCCCUUUCCCCCUUCCAGAUGCAAAUACCAACCCCCCCAUCACUUUCACUCAUUAAGGGGGAGGGGAGAAAUAAACGACCUGGGGUGAUUUGGGGAGUGAGAUCCGUCCUGAGCCCUGACCAAGUCUGUUGUCAUAGCAACCCUUUCCAACCUGGAGGCCUCUUCCAGCCCCCUCCCAUUUUGCGUAUGUGGAGCCCCGAACCUCUACUAUCAUUGAUUGCACCGGGAGGAGGUUGCUAAGAGCAGAUGACUCAAGGUGGAGCCACCCUCCUUGAUCACCCUCAGCCUGAAACCUAGGGAGGAUGCCUUGGACGUCCCCGCUAGGGUCUGACAUCGGGCCCCAUGCGGCUCACCCGCUGCUGGGCUGCCCUGGCAGCCGCCAUCAUCCUCAACCUCCUAGUCUUCUUUUAUGUGUCGUGGCUACAACACCAACCCAGAAACUCCCGGGCACGGGGCCUCCGCCGUACUCCUGCCACUGGUCCCCGAGUCACCGUCCUGAUUCGGGAGUUUGAGGCCUUUGACAACGCGGUGCCGGAGCUGGUGGAUUCCUUCCUGCAGCAGGACCCAGCCCAGCCCGUAGUGGUGGCGGCCGACACGCUCCCUUACCCACCCCUGGCCUUGCCACGCAUCCCCAACGUUCGCCUGGCGUUGCUCCAGCCGGCCCUGGACCGGCCAGCCGCGGCCUCGCGCCCAGAGACAUACGUGGCCACCGAGUUCGUGGCCCUGGUGCCUGACGGAGCGCGGGUCGAGUCACCAGGCCACCUGGAGCGUAUGGUGGAGGCGCUGCGGGGGAGCAGCGCGCGCCUAGUAGCCGCCCCGGUCGCCACCGCCAACCCUGCGCGGUGCCUAGCACUGAACGUCAGCCUGCGGGAGUGGACUGCGCGCUAUGGUCCAGCGCCCAGCGCGCCCCGCUGCGACGCCCUAGAUGGUGAUGCUGUGCUGCUGCUGCGCUCCCGAGACCUCUUCAACCUCUCGGUGCCCCUGGCGCGGCCUCUGGCCACCGGCCUCUUCCUGCAGACCGCCCUACGGGGCUGGACAGUGCAGCUGCUGGACUUGACCUUCGCCGCAGCGCGCCAACCUCCGCUGGCCACGGCCCACGCGCGCUGGAAGGCGGAGCGCGAGGGGCGCUCGCGGAGGGCGGCGCUACUGCGCACACUGGGCAUCCGCCUGGUGAGCUGGGAGGGCGGGCGGCUCGAGUGGUUCGGCUGCAGUAAGGAGAGCGCGCGCUGCUUCGGGACAGUGGCGGGCGACACACCCUCCUACCUGUACGAGGGACGCUGGACACCGCCCUGCUGCCUGCGCGCGCUGCGCGAGACUGCCCGCUACGUGGUGGGCGUGCUGGAGGCGGCAGGCGUGCGCUACUGGCUGGAGGGCGGCUCGUUGCUGGGUGCAGCCCGCCACGGCGACAUUAUCCCCUGGGACUACGACGUAGACCUGGGCAUCUACCUGGAGGACGUGGGCAACUGCGAGCAGCUGCGGGGCGCCGAGGCUGGCUCAGUAGUGGACGAACGCGGCUUCGUGUGGGAGAAGGCGGUGGAGGGCGACUUCUUCCGAGUGCAGUACAGCGAGAGCAACCACCUGCACGUGGACCUGUGGCCCUUCUACCCCCGCAAUGGCGUCAUGACCAAGGACACGUGGCUGGACCACCGGCAGGAUGUGGAGUUCCCGGAGCACUUCCUGCAGCCGCUAAUCUCCCUGCCGUUUGCCGGCUUCAUGGCACAGGCCCCUAACAACUACCGCCGCUUUCUGGAACUCAAGUUCGGGCCCGGCGUCAUCGAGAACCCUGAGUACCCCAACCCUGCACUCUUAAGCUUGACAGGUGGCUGAAACCCUGGUGCUUGUGUCUGGUGCCUGAGCACAGCAGGCUACAGGAAGCUGUUCUUUGCCUUUGGAGGUCCCGUGGAUCUGGAUAAGCUUGUUUGAUUGGGCAGUGAGGCUGCGCACUGGAGAAAAAAAAGAGGUGAACUUGCCAAAGAAGACUUGAAAGAGCCCACAGGAAAAGUCCAGCUUUGGCAGGAACCCCGCCGAAGAUUGAAGCAACACAUAUUCUUAAACCAUGAGCUGGGGCUGUGUGUGCAGACCUCCUAGCCCAUCCUAGUAAUGGAGGAAAGUGGUGGCCUUUGAUGGACAGGCCCAGGGAUUAGAGCCCAUCCUCGGGGCUUCGCACAGUCUCUGCCCUGUAUUCCAGAGCCCUAGGCCCUUGGAAAGUGAGGUCCGGAGGACAGACCAGCCAGCCUCAGUCUACCACGUACAACUUAGGAGGCCCCGGACCAGUCUUGCUUUCUGCCUGUUUCCUCUCAGAUACUGAAUACCUCCAUUGGUGUCUAGAACCCUCAGGAUCCUUGGCUGCGGUGUUUGCUUCCUCCACUGGGGGGCGCAUCUGGCCCGCUCCGCCUUUGAUGACUGCCCGCUUCUCUGCUCCGUAGCCAUCUUGGAGGGGCUCUGGGUGGUGGGACCGCCCUGGCCACCUCCCCUCCUCCUUGAAUGGGGCACUUUCUUUGAGAGCGCUGCGUGAGGUAGCUGCUGCUUCUAACCCCUUCGUGCACCUGGAAGACUAGCAGGGCUCUGGUUUGGAUCCUGGCUGACGUAUUUAUUACCUCUUUCAGUCCUCUGCACCUGCUUCCUUCCCCACUUGCCAGGAGGGGUAAACCUUUGCCACAGCUCACAGCUACAGAGCGCUUCCUGGGGCCCAGGCAUACGCACGAAUGGAAUUAUCCUCACUCCUACCCCCUUAAUUGACAGCUGCUAAUACAUCCAUUUUCCAGGGAGGAUAACUGAGGCCAAAGUGGCCAAUAGGAGACUCGAGUUCAGUCCAUCAUUUCAAGGCCCUCCUUACGUCCCGCUCCAGAAAUAGUACCCAAGCGGGGCCUUGCAGUGCGCCAUUUAACAGGUUAAAAAUAACUUUCCCUAUCUGAUUAUGCAUAUAAAUCAUGUUCGAACCACUAUCACCAGGCUGUAUAUUGUUCAAUAAGGCUUAAAUUAUGUUACUUUAAAAUUAAAAAAUCCAAGAUGAAGAAA